CGACGCUCAGCAAGGUAGUGCGUCCACCAUAGAGUGCGGUCUGUCACUGUUGGCAACUCUAUUGAUCACUGCAAUGUCUUUGUACAUCGACAAUGCACCAUGUCGGUACGUGUAGCGCUUCAUUCGAUACAGCGUUAUGCUGUCUUAUGACGAACCAUGGAACGAACUGCGGCCACUCUUCGGACCUAAACCGGACGGUAGCCGGACGCACGGAGUAACAAUUCCCGUAGCUCAGACAGAAGCGCGCUGGUACACUUACAUGGCAUUUAAAAACCGAUGUCAAUUUCGGCUGUCUGUGAUAUGAACAUUGAUUGAUGUAUGUGGUCGGGCAUCAGUCAGUUGCUACUGGAAUUGAUCUCUCAGAUUGUACUGCAGCACUGGCUCAUCGAUUUCAGCCUGGAGAUAACUGCAGUAUUUCGUCACACAUUCCAAAAUGAGGUUUAAGCUGAAGAGAUGCGUCGUUGCUCUAGUGUUCAUCGCCUGCAUCCCGUUUGUCAUGCAUAUGAUGGACAUACUCAAAUUCAAAGCAAGGAAACCACGACGACCAAAAGUAGAGCUUCACCUUGCUCCACCCACCAACACAGGGACCUGCGACAAAUCAAAAUGUAAUCCUACAAAAGACGGCAUGCUCAACGUCCACAUCGUCGCCCACUCCCACGACGACGUCGGCUGGAAGAAGACAAUGGAUCAGUACUACAGUGGGCAAGGAGGAGGGAACGCUGAGUCAUUUUAUCACGGAGGCGAGUGCACAAGGUGUAUUUUGGACAACGCGAUCAGGGAACUGAUAGGAAAUCCCUCCCGAAGGUUUAUAUUUGUGGAGAUGGCCUUCCUCUCUGCCUGGUUUAAUGAGCAGACAGAAGACAUGAAAAGACAAGUAAAGGCAUUGAUCAACGAACGACGCCUGGAACUAAUAAUCGGUGGUUGGAGCAUGAGCGACUCCGCGACGACAUACUACGACGACGUCAUCGAUCAACACACCCAUGGCUUCCAGUGGAUCGAGAAAGAGUUUGGCGAAUGCGCCAUGCCCAAGUCUGGAUGGCAUGUAGACCAGUUCGGGCACUCGAGGGAACAUUCUUCUAUAUUUGCACAGUUUGGCUUUGAUGGGUUGUUCCUUGGUCGCAUAGACUUCCAGGAUCAGGACAGGCGAACCAAGACAGCGAACAUGGAGACGAUAUGGAGAACAAGCCCUGACAGUUUAGGUGACAAGACGAGUCUCUUCACAAGCGUCCUCUAUGAUGGCUACUUCUCCCCAGAAAGGUUCCGAUGGGAGGGCUGGGGCCCCGGCAUGUUGUCAGCACGAAACAGCGAAAACUACGUAAAUGCCUUCAUCGAUAUCGCUGUGGAGAGAGCAAGGGCAUACAAGACGAAACACGUGUUAAUUCCUUUCGGUGGUGACUUUGCUUUCAACACCGCAGCCGGCUGGUUCGAUGGAAUCGAUAACCUCAUCAAAUACGUCAACGCCAAGCAAGACACUGGCAGCAAGGUGAACGUCCUCUACUCAACCCCGACCUGUUACAUCAACAGCGUCAACAAAGAAGCGGCAACGUUUGAGACGAUGUCGACCGACUUCUUCCCAUACUCCACCAUCCCCAACACCUUCUGGACGGGCUUCUUCACCAGCAGACCCGGACUCAAGCGCCAUGUGAAGACGGCCAGCAGCUUACUACAGACGUGUAAACAAAUGGCAGCUCUUGCACAGCUCCAACACACAAAAGCAAACGUUGAUAAGUUAAAAAGCGCCGUGGGUGUCCUUCAGCAUCACGACGCCAUCACCGGCACCGAGAUGCAGCACGUUACUGAUGACUACAACAAGAUGCUGAGUGAUGGAGAGGUGGCGUGCCAGUCGGUGAUAGAUGACGCCUACAGGGCACUGUCAACUCCACCAGGAGUGGCUCCGAAGCAGGAGUUCUGUCAUUUGCUCAACAUCAGUUCUUGUCCAAUAACAGAAACUGCUAAAACGUUUUCCGUGAAUUUAUUCAACCCCCUUGGCUGGCCAGUCACCCAUUUCGUCAGGCUGCCGAUCCCCGGGGGCACAUACACGGUGGUGGGAGACGGCAAGGAGAUCAGGGCUGAGACAGUACCCCUUCCGCCAUCAACUAGCGGCAUUCCAGAACGAGGCCAGUCCACAGCUAAAGCCGAGCUCGUGUUCGGAGCUGACGUCCCCCCGCUAGGAUUCGCUUCGUACAAAGUGAAGAAAGAAUCAAGUUCGGAUGACAUCCCGCUACUGCAAGACAACACAAGGGACGACAUUGUGAUAGAGAAUGAGUUUUUGUCAUUAACGGUUGAUGCUGAAAGUGGUUUGACGAAGACUCUGACAAACCUAGUGACUAAGACGAAGAUUGAGUUUGAGCAGAGCUACAGGUAUUACCUGUCUAGCGAAGGCCAACAGCGGGACCCCAAUGACCGCACCGGGGGGUUCCUGGGCUCCCACAAACGGGCAUCGGGGGCCUACGCUUUCGUCCCGAAGGAAGGGCAGGGCCCUGUCAGACUGAACGGUCGUGACUCUAAAGGGGUCAACGUCAAGACAUUCAAGGGUUUGAACGCGCUAGAGAUCCACCAGGAGUUUUCUAGCUGGGUAACCCAGGUGAUCAGGCUGUAUGACGGAGCCCCCUAUCUGGAGAUGGAGUGGACAAUCGGACCUAUACCUGACGAUGACAGGCAAUCCAAGGAACUGAUAUCCAACUUUGUCACCGACCUGCAGACGGAGGGGAUUGUGUACACAGAUUCCAACGGGCGCGAGAUGAUCCAACGCAGACUAGAUAAACGUGAGACAUGGAACCUGACUGUGACAAGCCCUAUUUCAGGCAAUUACUACCCCGUCACUGGCAGAAUCGCUCUACAAGAUCAGGGCACAAAGGCCCAGCUGACGGUAUUGACAGAUCGGUGUCAGGGUGGUGCCAGCAUUAAAGAUGGUGAAAUGGAACUUCUGGUCCAUCGGCGGACGUUCAAGGACGAUGAUCUUGGAGUUCAGGAACCGCUGAAUGAGAAAGGCGUUGACGGCCGAGGUCUCAUUGCCAGGGGAAAACACUACGUAUUUCUGAACACGAUAGAGAGGGCAGGGCAAGAUUUCCGCCCCCUGGGGCUACAGUUCCAUCACCCACCGACAACGUCUUUCUCUGCCUCCCAGCAAGGUCUAACGGAUUCUUUGCAUACGCAGUGGUUCGGAUUAUCUGCCCCUCUCCCGAGUAACGUGCACCUGCUGACCUUGGAUCAGGUGCCUGGCAAGGUCAAUAAACUGUUGCUGAGACUAGAACAUAUUUUUGAAAAACGGGAGCUCGCUGAAUCAGACCAAAUUGUAGAACUAGACUUAGAGGAUUUAUUUUCCAAGCUAAAAAUCACUGGAGUAAGGGAGUUAACUCUUGGUGCUAACCAUGACGUGAGCAGUGUCAGCCGACUGAGGUGGAAGACGGCUGAUGGGUCAUUAACACCCUCUCAAGUCGGUUCUUCGGAAGGGCAGUAUAAACACGAGGCCCCGUACACUAUAACGCUCCAGCCCAUGGAGAUACGAACAUUCCAUAUUGACGUCAUCCAGAAAAAUUCUCAAACGGGAACAUGAAGAUUGUUAUGCAACAUAGUUAUAUUUGUAUAUCGUAUAUUUUAUUAAAUAUUUAUUUUUUCUAA
Molecule: messenger RNA, 3621 nt
Organism: Haliotis rufescens (red abalone)
Lineage: Eukaryota; Metazoa; Mollusca; Gastropoda; Lepetellida; Haliotidae
Product: lysosomal alpha-mannosidase-like
Exons: 27
Coding region: 434-3556 (1040 amino acids)
Biological process (GO): mannose metabolic process
Cellular component (GO): lysosome
Molecular function (GO): alpha-mannosidase activity; carbohydrate binding
Source: RefSeq, a predicted model, not a curated record